Messenger RNA from Seriola aureovittata, 4685 nucleotides. It is a transcript of the gene ahrra, whose product is annotated as aryl-hydrocarbon receptor repressor a. Lineage: Eukaryota; Metazoa; Chordata; Actinopteri; Carangiformes; Carangidae. Gene Ontology annotation, molecular function: transcription cis-regulatory region binding; protein dimerization activity; nuclear receptor activity. Bases 336 to 2438 code for a protein of 700 amino acids. The transcript has 9 exons. Gene Ontology annotation, cellular component: nucleus; aryl hydrocarbon receptor complex. The record is from RefSeq and is a predicted model, not a curated record. Gene Ontology annotation, biological process: regulation of transcription by RNA polymerase II.
UGCGAAGAGCUCGACAUGUCAUUCAGAGGAAUCCGCCACCUGAAACGCGAGGAAGUGAAGGCGACUCAAUUGGGUAUAAAGCAUCAGCCAACAUCUGCCCCGAGCAGUGCAAAGCUGAUGAAAACAUCAGCGCGGAGCUCGUACAGGACCUCUCCGAUUUAUUUGAUUUCCUUUGGAUUUAUCAUUUGGCAUUACCGAGUCGGUGCACCCUGGGAGACGCAUCUCUUUUCUGCACUUAAAGUGAAUGUGGCUUUGCAGCCAACAACACUAUACUGGAAUUAACUGACAUCCACACAGACAUUGGCGCACCUGUUACCUCCACGGAGCGCAAGAUCAUGAUCCCUCCGGGAGACUGCAUGUAUGCGGGCAGAAAGCGGAGGAAGCCCAUCCAAAAACAGAAGCCGUCCGCUGCCAAUGAGAAAACCAACCCGUCCAAGCGGCACCGGGACAGGCUGAACGCUGAGCUGGACCGGCUGGCCAGCCUGCUGCCGUUCCCCCCGGAUGUCAUCUCCAAGCUGGACAAGCUGUCCGUGCUGCGCCUUGCAGUUUCCUACCUCCGUGUCAAAAGCUUCUUCCAAGGUAGAGAAGCAAGCCAAGAUAAGAGCUCCAGGAAGCAUAUCAUCGGCACAGCAUCCACUAACCCUGAACCCAGGAAAGAGAGUCUUCCACUGGGCAACACUGUCAAUGAAAGCAGCCUCCUCCUGGAAUCUCUGACAGGCUUUGCCUUGGUGGUGAGCAGUGAUGGGAUGGUCUUUUAUGCCUCCUCGACCAUUGUGGAUUAUCUGGGAUUUCAUCAGACUGACGUGAUGCACCAGAAUGUGUUUGACUACAUCCACAUAGACGACCGUCAGGAGUUCAGACGCCAGCUCCACUGGGCCAUGUGUCCUCCACAGCACCAGGGAACAUCUGCCCACCAGGAUAACCAGUUACCUGCAGGGACUGGUGAGGACUUUGUAGUCAGCAGCCAGUUUCACUCUCUGGAGGCAGGGGGAAUUCCUCCUGAGCUCUCCUGCUUUCUUAACAGAUGUUUCAUAGCCAGAGUCCGAUGCCUCUUGGACAGCACCUCUGGAUUCUUGACUAUGCAGUUCCAGGGUCGACUGAAGUUCCUCCAUGGGCAGAAGAAGAAGUCAGCCUCUGGGGCUCUGCUGCCUCCCCAGCUGGCACUGUUCUGUGUAGCUGUACCCCUCCUACUGCCCUCCAUCACUGAGAUGAAAAUGAAGAACAUGCUAAUGCGGGGAAAGAACAAGGGAGGAGCAGGAGGAGGAGGGAUUAUCUCUGCACUGGAGCAUGGUGAGCGAGGGGAGCACCUUCGGAGGCACUCCUUCAGUGGGGGAAUGGGUGACAUAGCAGACCCUCUCCUCCUCUCAUGUCCCACUCCUGGUGGUACCCAGCGAGGUCACCACACUCCCUGGACCCCGCUCUCCAAAGAUAACCUCAAGUACCGCCCUGAUGGAUACUACAACCAGGAGGAGCCCCUAAACUACUGUAAGUCCUCCAUGGCUUCCCAUAAAGGCCUCAGUCCAGGCCUGGGUGGCGGCUGGCCCCUGCGGCCAAACUCAGGUCCCCUCAGAGCGGGCCAGGGUAUGGGCUACAUCCCCUCUAACCGCGUGAACAAGGCCGGUCAGUACGGGAAGCCAUACCGCCUUUCCCCAAACUACCACAGCAGCAGAGGUGGCGAGGUGUUUGUGUCUAAGCUCUAUGGGAAUGUCCAGAUUCCAACAGACCCGGAUGCGUACUGCGUGGACCUGGUGAAGAGCGAGAACGGCUAUGGAGAAUGCUAUGAUGGCCAUCUAAUGCCCGAGAUGCCCCCCAUCAAGGUAGAGCAUGACUCAGACUCUGAAAACGGCUGCGAUGCCUAUGGGCGACCCUGGGCUUGCCGCGACCCAGAAGCCAUCGACCGUCGCUAUGGUAAUGGGAUAUACGACCAAAGCUCCAGCCUGCAGCUGAAAUCAGAAGCAGAUUAUUAUGAUCCGCAGUACUCGCCCUGUCAGCGAGGGAAAGCAGGCAUCAGCCCACCGUACAACAACGGCAACUAUCACAACUAUGCAGUCAACAACAGCGGGAAUACGGCCGCACGUCUGUUAAAGUGCGACAAAGACAUGGGAAAUAACAAUGACAACAACCAGUUCAGUCCUCAGAGACUCUCCCAUUCAGAAUCUCUAUGCAGCAACCAAUCCGUCAACCUCAUGGACUCACAGGUCUACCCACAGGACCCUCACAAGGCCUACAUGCAGCCGGAUUACAACAAGCAUGGCACUUAUGAGUUCAAAGGUCAUGGCCUGAUCCAUUCAAUCAAACGGGAGCCCAUGGACUCCCCACCGUGGUCUGAGAGCGGUCAUGACAUAAACCAGUCCAUGAUGGUUGGGCCAAGGAACGUUAUGCCAUGUGUGAUGAGCACAGGCCACCACAAGUCCAGUCCUUACAUUUAUAUGCAGUAAGAGUGAUUGGAGUGUUACCCACCCACCCACACACACACACACGAACAACACACACAUAAACAAUCAGUGUGCAUUACAGUGCUUUGUGUUAUUAUUGUUCUCAUACACAUACACCAGCAUAACAAAAGGACUGUCUUUGAUUAUGAUGAUUCCCAGGAUGUCAAGCACCUCUUCAACUUGACGGAGAGGUAACAAAAAGGCUCAGGUUCUAGUGUUAGUGUUGUGACAAUCAGAAAUACAAUUUUUAAUCCAGUUUAUGGAUAGAUGAUUUUUGUUUUUAAAGAAUACAUUUUGUAGUUGUUUCCAAGCACUUUUGGAUUUAGUGACAAUGAGACAAAUUAUGUCUAGAAACACCAUUUCAUUUCAUUCUUUGUGUUGUGCACACCUGGCUUUUGUGGGUGGAACAAAGAUAUUGCUGUAAAAAAACAACUUUUUUUUUUAGAUGAUUUAACACCUGUUACUGGGCUUAUUCAAAGGAGAAGGCUGAUUAUGAGAACACACUUAGACAUCAGUGAUAAGUUACAGCUUAAUCUGCCUUGAAGAUUUCAAGGAGCCUUUUGGUGGUUUUGCAUGUUUUAGUGCUUCAACUAUAAAUCGCCUACUUUAUUCAUUACCGCCUCCAGUGAUGUAUGAAUGGAAAUUACCAGUUUCUAUGCAUUUUAGUAACCCUUGUUAUUCAAUCAACAUGCAAAUACUUGAAACUUACUUGAAAUCCACUGCAGUAAAAAAUUGUUUGGUCAAAGUUUUAAUGCAGGACACAACUAAAUUCACAUUUUUUACAACAUUUUUUGUGGUCUGAAUUAGACUUUCAAAGAGCAAAGCUUACAAUGUAAUGCUUUUUUCCGAGCAUCCUUGAAUACACCAUUAAUUACUACUUGCUACAGAAUCCAAUCCAAACUUUACAGUAAUGUAAAGUAUAUGCAAUUUGUAGUUAAUGGACCAAAACAUGUAAAACUAUCAGUAUGGCAAAAGCUUUAAGUAUAUUCACUACGUUUGUUUAUUCAAUUAGAAACAGCCUGAUUACACACAUAAGGGCAGCAGGGGGGGCACAGUAAGUGGGGAAACAAACCCUCAACCACAAACCUGUGGCUCACGCAUGUGUCCCACUGAAGCACUGCUGAGCAAGGCACUGAAUAAUAACAAGUCCUACAGGUACCGCUCUGUACUUGCUCCUCAGCUCUGACCUCCUUGUAGAAAAUAGAAAUAAAGUGAAAUUUAGAGUGCACAGUAAAAAAAAAAAGCAUAAGGAUGACGAAGGCAAAACUGAUUUAAAAGUAACAUUUAACCGCAUUGAAUUGACAUGAAAAGCGAACAACUCAAUUUAAAUCACACUAGAAUUGAACCUUUAAAUUGCAGGACCUAAGAAAAAUGUUAAAUGAUUAAUAUAUUCAUUAUCAGCUGAAGGUUUGUCUGGACAAGUGUUCGACCGAAUUGAAGGAAAAGAGUGUGUUGUUAAAAGGUUCGAUUUUGAUGUGCACAAAACUUUCAUCAUUUUCAAACUCUGGUUGAAUGUACAAAUAAUAUAAAUUUAUGUCAUUGUAUGUCAAAGCUGAUGUUGUACAGUUUGGAUCAGACAUUCAGCUCAGUACAGCCUGCCUCACUGCCGGCGUGACACCUUUCCUUUGAGAUAAAUAUACACUUUCAUGUUUCAUGUCUUUUCAGUCGCAAAACAUCAGACAAUGUCUUCACAGUGUUUUUGCACAAAUUAAUUAAAAGCACCAAAUUGAUUCAAUGUCAGAGUCUCGGUUCUGUGACGCUACUGUAGUAGUUCCCAAAUUGCACUACUGGGAGUAGUUCAGUUGAAGUUCAGCCUACCCAGACAGGUUUUUGAGUCGACACGCACAACUGUACAUGGUGUCACUGUUUUGAAUUUGUCUUUUUCUCUUUGUGUGUGUUCAUUUCAAUAAAUGUUUGAUGAUUCGUAUUUAUUGUAAGAGGCAAAUGUGUAUAAUUUAAAAAUUGCAGUUUUGAAGGCUUUUCUGUUUCACUAAGGUAAAUAAAUAUGGCUUUUUUUUCUUGCUCUCUUUUUGAUAAUUGUUAAAAAAAAGACUGUCAUACUUGUCUCAUGGAGGCGGUAGCUGCAAGGUAGCGAACACAGUGUACAUAUGCAGUGUCUUCCAGUGUUUCUACGUGUUUUUGCAAAUGGGACUUAUCUAUUAAAAGACCUUUCUUCAUAUGGAAAAUCUGAGUGAAGUGUUCUUCUUUUGAUUCUUUUCUCUUAAACAAGUCGAGUAACAUAUGAGCAUG